GACUCUGGAUUCUUUUGAAUAUUAAAUUCCAGUUUGACACCACUGUGCUUCGGGGGAAGUGUAACCCCUUGAAGGUUUUUGAAAAAUUAUACUCGUACAUACAUUCAUAUGCUUACAUGUAAGUCUGCACUUUUUGUUGCUUCUCCUAACACCCAAUUAACUAUGUAGUUGUAUGUCAAUAACAACCCGCCCUAACAACCGGUUUGCUUUAUCAAUUUAGCUGUGUUUUGCAAAAAAAAAAUAUAAAUACUUAAUUUAAACAACUUUUCUUUGAAUUUGGUUUGAAAUAAAAACUUGCAUAAGAAAUGUCAAAAGCCACAACAAUCAAAGAAGCUCUGAAACGUUGGGAGGAACGUGAACAGCAAAGUGCCGUUGAGUCAAAAGUAAUCGAGUUACAAUUUCAAUGGCCACCAGUUGAGAAAAUGGACAAUACGCUUAGCACUUUGAUCAACUGUGAACGUCUCAGCUUGUCCACGAAUAUGAUAGAGAAGAUUUUCGGUUUGAAUGGCAUGAAAAAUUUGCGUGUGCUCUCGCUGUCGCGAAAUUAUAUUAAAAAUGUCUCAGGACUGGAGGCAGUCGGCGAUACGCUCAUCGAAUUAUGGCUUAGUUACAAUUUGAUCGAGAAGCUGAAGGGUCUCUCAGUCUUAAAAGCUCUUAAAGUGCUUUAUAUAAGCAAUAAUUUAAUCAAAGAUUGGAGUGAGCUCAGCCGUUUACAAGAGUUGGAAACCCUCGAGGACCUGGUGGUGGUAGGCAAUCCUAUAUCCGAAGGCAUGGAUGAGACAACAUGGCGCGCAGAAUGUAUAAAACGUUUGCCCACAAUUCGGAAAUUGGAUGGCGAACCGGUGGUGUUGAACGAGGAGCCAACUUUGUAAAUUAAAUAGUUACAUCUAAAUAUGUUUAAAAUCAUACUGAGCUGGAUGUUAGAAUUUUUUAAAAGUACGUUCGAAUUUACGAAAGAAAAAAAAUUUCCAGUAGUUAUUUGCACAUAGGGAAAUUUCACCUACUUUGUCGAAAUUAGAUAGAAAAGGGAAGCGAAUGAAGGAAUCCCCUUCUGUCAUCGAACAAGCAGCGUCUAGGCACCCAUAUUACUGUUGACAGUAUCAUUUCAAAACAAGUAAGGGAUUUCGUUUUUUAGGAAUCAGCAUUAAUACCGAUAAAACUGUAGGGAAAAUGUUAAGUUUUGAGAUGGCACAACAAAAAAAAAUGCUGAAAUACGUAAACUUAAUUUGAGUCGUCGAUUACGGAUCUGUUUUUCCGUUUUCCAGAUCAGGUCAUUU
Molecule: messenger RNA, 1277 nt
Organism: Rhagoletis pomonella (apple maggot)
Lineage: Eukaryota; Metazoa; Arthropoda; Insecta; Diptera; Tephritidae
Gene: ODA-Dnal1
Product: dynein light chain 1, axonemal
Exons: 3
Coding region: 306-872 (188 amino acids)
Cellular component (GO): cytoplasm
Molecular function (GO): protein kinase binding
Source: RefSeq, a predicted model, not a curated record